Messenger RNA from Rodentolepis nana, 1251 nucleotides. NCBI's taxonomy places the organism in Eukaryota, Metazoa, Platyhelminthes, Cestoda, Cyclophyllidea, Hymenolepididae. The record is from the annotation of a GenBank genome assembly.
AUGAAUCCCGAAAGUCCUCAGCGGAAGCCACCUAGUCCUCGAUCUUGUACCGAGGUAAUGUCUUUGCAAAAUAAUCGACGUCGAAAUCAAGAAGCCCUUGAGAGAGGCCUUCAAUGUCGAAGAUCUGUUAAGGAUCUCGUAAAUCAAGGAAUUUUGCUCAAUCCGACAAUAUGUAACCCGGUUAAGGUUAAGCAGUUACAGCGGCAAAAGACUGCUGAUAUGCUGAAACGCAAAAUUGAAAAACGUCCAGAUAAACAAGUUUUAAUUAAUCAUCGAAUUUUGAAACCUGAUGAAACGGGCACUUCUGCGUUUAUCCAGGAACGUUGCCAUGCUUUAACAAAGAACCAGUUAUGUGAAUCCUUAAAUAGCAAGCUUGAACGCCGGCCCGGAAGUUUGGAAUUAGUUGAGAAGGGUGUUCUCCAGGUCGAUCCUGGUGUAGCAAAUUUAAUCCGUGGAGGGUCUAUCCCUUAUCCCAGAGUUGCCUCUACUUCUCCUAUUCAAUUAUAUACGGUUCCGGAAAACGAAUCUGUUAUGAACCCUCCUUCUCCACCUCCUCCUCCGUCGGAUUUCUCGAAAAAUUCCUCGCGAAAUUCUGUCUUUGGAGGUGGGAAGUCAAAAACUCCAAGCCGGUCUCUAAAAGAUGAGACAGUCAUUAGUCGUUAUGGUUCCCUUGUCUUUCAUAAUUACCGACCUUCAUCAGCUUCGAGUUCGAAUUCUCCUAGCCUUAGAGCGGAUAAGCCAACUCCUACUGAACGUCUUCCAAAACACCGAGCUAGAGAGGUUCAACAAGCGGAAUUGCUGAAUCUGGAGGAUGCAGCCCAGGUUCACCGCAAAGUUGGUCAGGAGAUUUGUCAGCUGAAAGGCUGCCCACCGCAUAAAAUUGCUCAAAAUACAAAUGAACAACAACAACAACAGACAAAUGUAAGUCAGCAGCAGAUCUUCGGUACGGUUUUGGCUGCUGCUCAAUCCCGACCUCCCCAUCCUCAGCAGCAAUGCUUCCUUAUUUCAACUCCAGCCACCCAACAAACUCCCGCUUCAGUUACUAUGGUUACAUCCCCUCAACCUUCUUCCACUCAAUCGGUUCAACUAUCUCAACCCCCUCCUGCUCAAAUAAACUUUCCGCAAAUAUUCUCCAACCAACCGAUUUUCGGUGAGUUCUUUUCUGUUUUUGCCCAUGUUCUUGACUUAUUUGAUUUAUCUUUUUUUGAAAUCCAUGCCAGUCUGUCUUGUGUAUUUGGUUUGGCUUCUUGA